AUGGCUCAGAUCAAAGGCCUUAACGCCCAUGAUCGGCCCCCAGAAGCCAUUCGCCAGCGAUACAAGCACUAUUCCAAGAUCUCGCUGAACGAGAUUGACCAUGACCCGGGUAUCCUCGACCUGCAGCGAGUCGAUCCCGAUCAGCUACCCGACGAACUGACGCUAUCGCAGUAUAUGUCAAGCCAAGAUGUCCGACUGGCAUUUGAUGACUAUGUACAAGGGCGCCAUGAAUUGACCAAAGAACAUGCUCCGUUAGCUGAAAAUAUCCCGGUCUUUGCCCACCGUUCAGUUUCUGGCCUACUGAUGAUCCCUUCGUUAUUCCCACCCACUGUUCAAACAGAGUUGCUGUCGCGCUUACUCCACCGAGACCUGUCCAAUCCCGCACAUCGCACCAAUCUGCAUCUGCACUACGACGUCACUUAUCCUGGACAUACCGGAAGCUCUGAGAACAGCAUCACAUCACACUCAUCGCAAUCCUUCUUCGCCGAUGACCCGGCCCGACUGUUAUAUCCCAAGGAUGCUACGAUCCACCAUCCCGUCACCGUCCAAAACAUGUUAGAGAAGAAGCUUCGCUGGGUUACUUUAGGCGGACAAUACGAUUGGACAGCCAAAGUGUACCCCAAUGAAACACCUCCUCCGUUCCCAGAAGAUGUCUCAAAGCUAUUGCGGGCUGCCUUCCCGGAGACUGAGGCCCAAGCAGCCAUCCUGAACCUCUACUCGGCCGGAGAUACCCUCAGCGUGCAUCGCGACGUGAGUGAGGAAUGUGACAGUGGAUUGAUCAGUGUCAGUUUUGGAUGUGAUGGGUUGUUCGUGGUGAGCCAUGAUGAUGGGAAUGACUGUGAGGUUAUUCGGCUGCGGUCGGGCGAUGCCGUAUAUAUGAAUGGCACGUCGCGGUUCGCUUGGCAUGGAGUGCCGAAGAUCCUUCCGGAAACCUGUCCAAAAUGGCUGUCCGAGUGGCCUUCCGGAGAAGAUGUGCCGGGCGCUGCUCCUAGUCCCUACCAGAUGUGGAGGGGCUGGAUGGCAGGGAAACGGAUCAAUCUGAAUGUGCGACAGAUGACAACAAACAGUAUCGCAUGA
Molecule: messenger RNA, 1077 nt
Organism: Penicillium lagena
Lineage: Eukaryota; Fungi; Ascomycota; Eurotiomycetes; Eurotiales; Aspergillaceae
Gene: alkB
Product: oxidoreductase, 2OG-Fe(II) oxygenase family
Exons: 2
Coding region: 1-1077 (358 amino acids)
Cellular component (GO): cytoplasm; nucleus
Source: RefSeq, a predicted model, not a curated record